Molecule: messenger RNA, 2298 nt
Organism: Paramisgurnus dabryanus
Lineage: Eukaryota; Metazoa; Chordata; Actinopteri; Cypriniformes; Cobitidae
Gene: gnai3
Product: guanine nucleotide binding protein (G protein), alpha inhibiting activity polypeptide 3
Biological process (GO): adenylate cyclase-modulating G protein-coupled receptor signaling pathway; G protein-coupled dopamine receptor signaling pathway
Cellular component (GO): cytoplasm; heterotrimeric G-protein complex
Molecular function (GO): G protein-coupled receptor binding; GTPase activity; GTP binding
Source: RefSeq, a predicted model, not a curated record
UUCUGUCGCGCGCAUGAGACGCGCGUCUGUGCCUCAAACUUCAACCAUUCACACUGUGAUCCACCGCGAGACAUUUGCAUUCUUUUGAUACAGUCUUGGGUACCCUUUUUUUACAAGAAAAAAUAACCUUGUUUUUGGACCGCAGAUCCUCAUCGGUGGAAACUUUUUGUUUAUCGAAAUAUUAUUCAGCUGGUUUUCUUGGUUUGAAUGCGUUGUCCCAUCUAGUUCAGUGGAUCACGAUUCUCUGAUUAAUCCUGUUGUCUUCAUAUCCGCUGUUUCAUUAUGUUUUAAAGUCUAUUUGUAGGCUGCGUAGCAUCGUGUGAGAACCUGCCAACGCCUUUUCUCUCACCGGGUUACUCUGCAAGCUGUAGAAAAUCUGCGGGCUCCCGCGGCCAGUUUUAAAGGUUUUAUUUUUCCUCUUCCACACGAUUGUUUAAAGGUUUUGAAAGAUGGGUUGCACGUUAAGUGCUGAAGAUAAAGCAGCGGUGGAGAGGAGUAAGAUGAUUGAUCGUAACCUACGAGAGGACGGAGAAAAAGCAUCCAGAGAAGUCAAACUACUGCUGCUCGGUGCUGGGGAGUCAGGAAAGAGUACAAUUGUUAAGCAAAUGAAGAUCAUACAUGAAGAUGGUUACUCAGAAGAGGAGUGCAAGCAGUACAAGGUGGUGGUUUUCAGCAACACUAUCCAGUCCAUCAUUGCGAUCAUCAGAGCCAUGGGUCGCUUAAAGAUCGACUUUGGAAAUCCUGCAAGAGCGGAUGAUGCUCGGCAGCUGUUUGUGCUUGCUGGCACUGCAGAGGAAGGGGUCAUGAGCCCUGAUCUCUCUGGGGUCAUCCGCCGGCUAUGGAAGGAUGAGGGAGUCCAGACGUGUUUUGUCCGAUCACGAGAGUAUCAGCUCAAUGAUUCGGCGUCCUACUAUCUGAAUGACCUAGAUAGGAUAUCACAACCCAACUACAUGCCCACUCAACAAGACGUACUGAGAACUCGUGUCAAGACCACUGGCAUUGUAGAAACACACUUCACCUUCAAAGAGCUGUACUUCAAGAUGUUUGAUGUUGGUGGUCAGCGUUCAGAGAGGAAGAAAUGGAUUCAUUGUUUUGAAGGCGUCACCGCCAUCAUCUUCUGUGUGGCGCUCAGCGAUUAUGAUCUGGUCCUAGCUGAAGAUGAGGAGAUGAACCGCAUGCACGAAAGCAUGAAGCUCUUUGACAGCAUCUGCAACAACAAAUGGUUCACAGACACAUCCAUCAUCCUCUUCCUCAAUAAAAAGGAUCUGUUUGAGGAGAAGAUCAACAGAAGUCCACUCACAAUAUGCUACCCAGAAUACUCUGGUUCAAGUACAUACGAAGAGGCUGCUGCCUACAUCCAGUGUCAGUUUGAGGAUCUGAACAGACGAAAGGACACAAAGGAAAUCUACACACACUUCACCUGUGCCACAGACACCAAGAACGUACAGUUCGUGUUUGAUGCGGUCACUGAUGUCAUCAUUAAAAACAACCUCAUAGAGUGUGGCCUCUACUAAAGCAUCACUUGUUGUCUGAGAGCUUAGUUGGCUGGUUGUUUCUGGUUCAUCUUUUCCUCUGGAGGGGAAUAAACAAGACGGACUGCCAUCCUGCUGCAAAGAAUUACAGGAACUCACUUUAUCUUAAGUUCUCAUCAUGAUCAUUAGUUUGUUGUCACUUUGUCAUUUUAUUUCAAGGACAGAUAGAUCUAAAUCCACUGUCAUGAUGACAUUAUCACAAUGUCACUACCUGCAGAUCCUCAUUAGAUCAAAUAUCUUUGUCUUUAAACAUUUGCAAACUACAAUAUUAGAAUUUGAAUCCACUUAAUAACAGUGUUUUUUAUUGUGGGAAUGUAAACAUGUUGUGUUUUUAGCUAAUUUAUAAAGUUGUUUUGAUCAUUCUUUAGGUUUUCAUAUAUUUUCAUACACGGCAGAAUUUCUGAGAAUGAAUUUGCUAUAGUGAGUGACACUGCUAGUUAAAUUUGGACUUAUUGCUGUACAUUUGCACUUACUAGUAUGCAUUAUAGUGUUAUUAUUUCAUCACAUCAAAAUUAACAGAACACAUUUUUAUCUAGUUUUAUUAUUUUCCACUAGACAUUGAUCACUCACAAGUGUAUAUAACAGUAUUUUUAUAUAAGUAAACAUGUGAGCAACUGCUUAUCUCACAGAUGCAUUUUUCAAUGAUGUAAAAUGACACUUCAGAACAAACUACACAAAAUGAGAACCAUGAUUUUCAUAAUGGCCAGGUGUAGACUUUUUUUGCGUUUUUGUUUAAUCCUGUUAACUUCUGUGUUUUUUAACUAAU